This is a messenger RNA of Schistosoma turkestanicum, 1928 nucleotides long. NCBI's taxonomy places the organism in Eukaryota, Metazoa, Platyhelminthes, Trematoda, Strigeidida, Schistosomatidae. The record is from the annotation of a GenBank genome assembly.
GAAAAAUUAUGGUGUAAGUUCAUACCGUUCAGAUGAUUUGGUUUCAGCCCUUAAAAUUUUAGCAACAGCUGUAUUAAAGUAUUUAAAACACCUCAAAACUUGCACAGUAAACCUCAAUCUCUUGAGAAUAAGGACCAAGGCUGCUAGAGUCAAUACCGGCAAAAGUUAUCCGUUCGAAUAAUUUCCCUAUAUUGGUAACUUGGUUCGUCGAAAUUUAUGAAAGACGUUUCUUUGUCUGUGAGAAUGUAAGUCUUCACUUCCGUAUGAAAUGUUAACUUCCUCUAUAUCGAACUGAUGGCUCAAAGUAUUAUUUCACUUUUGAUUUGUCCUCGUCGCUCUGUAUCGUGGUUAUUUGGAUUCAUGAUUAUCAUAUACAAUUUAGUUGAGUUGCAGAAUAACUGGAUCUACAAACGUACUUGUCGGAAAACACUCUAGUUGUCAACCUGCGACAUGAAGUUCAAUAUAUUUCAUUUUAUUCAGCACAUCCACUUUUUUUCGUUUUAGGUUAACCUUUUGUGUGUAUUCAGAAAUUUUGCUGUCAUCCAGUCCCUCUGUUCUCUCAACAUUUCCCGUGCCAGUAUUUUUUGAACUUAUUUUUCUAUGUUCAUAUGGAGAAGGAGCAUCGUGAUGUCAUUAGAAAGUUACGCGUUUAUCUUGUACGAAAUGUUUCUAACCUUGAAGAAAUCCUCGAUAUACUGGAAGCCGCACUAAUUAUUACUGAAAAUCAACGUCAGUCAAUACUUUCUGGAGUUACUUUAUCUGACAAAAUACGUCAGUUUUUAGAUAUCAUAGUCAGAUGUGGUCCAUUAGCUUAUGACAAAUUUAAGCAAGCUCUUCUAGAAACCAACCAGAAGGGUAUAUAUGAUGUACUGAACGAAACAGAGGAACUAAAAGUCACUACUAGUCAUGGUAUAUCAUCAGAUUGCCCAUCUGAUAAAAGAAGUGACUCCAUGAUGACCCCAGACAAAGCUACCUCGCAUCCGCUAACGCCCUACACCGUAACUUCGUUUCCGCGUGGUUACGUUCUCAUAAUAAACAUUGAAGAUUACAGUCCUGAAUCCGGAGUACCAAGUCGUCAUGGUUCGUCGCAUGAUGCAUCUAAACUCCAACUUCUUUUUGAAGACUUUGUUUACAGUGUCGCUGUCAUUAAAAAUCUAGAUGGAGAAAAACUUAAGAAAGUUGUUCAAGAGUUUGCUUGCAAACAGGAGCAUAGUAACGUCCAUGCGGCUGUUCUUAUCAUUUUAGCACAUGGUUUAGAACAUCAUAUUAUAGCAAGUGAUGGUACUCACGUUAGUAUUGACGAACUAGUUAGUUGUUUUACUAACAAAAGAUGUCCUCUCCUAGCUGGAAAACCGAAGCUCAUACUCAUACAAGCUUGUAGAGGUGAAGAACGUAAUCAUAAUGGUGUUGUAAAGCGUGAUUUCUCAGACUCUAUAUCACCAAACGUUUGUGAAGUGUCACUAGAUCCCAGCUCUUGGUUGUCACUGCCACAUAUGAGCGACUGUGUAAUCGUGUAUUCUACUCUACCUGGAUUUGUGUCUUGGCGAUCUGAAAUAGAGGGGAGCUGGUAUGUAAAGGUGUUCGUCGAGGUAACAAGACUGCAUGGGCAUAGGCUUCACAUUCUUGAAAUAUUAACCGAGGUUAACAAUAGGCUUGUGUCAGAGGCUUCAAACUAUGGUAUCAAACAAAUAUCUCAACCAGUAACAACACUCACUAAGCCUUACUAUUUGUCCACUCUGAAAACUUGAAGUUAGUAUCUGACUUAAGAUCGUAGUAAUCUACUUUCACCCCAAUACUACUAGCUUUAUUCUAAAAAACUUGUGAUAUAAUAUCCUACUUUGAUUGUAAUCAAGCUUAUAGAUUGUUUUUAUCACUACCUAUGCAUAUGUAUAUAGAACAAUUUUUAAUAAAUAAAUAUUUCUCCUAUC